Puccinia graminis f. sp. tritici CRL 75-36-700-3 is the source of this 1254-nucleotide messenger RNA. RefSeq lists its product as uncharacterized. Bases 1 to 1254 code for a protein of 417 amino acids. The record is from RefSeq and is a predicted model, not a curated record. Gene Ontology annotation, molecular function: transmembrane transporter activity. Gene Ontology annotation, cellular component: membrane. Lineage: Eukaryota; Fungi; Basidiomycota; Pucciniomycetes; Pucciniales; Pucciniaceae. The transcript is spliced from 12 exons. Gene Ontology annotation, biological process: transmembrane transport.
AUGAUGCAAAACAAAUCGAAACAAAAGGUGCGCAAGAUUGGUGCUGGGAUACAAAUCCCGUUGAUUGUCACGCUUUGGGGAUUGAUCACUUGUUUACAAGGUCUAGUGACCAGCUAUCAGGGACUUCUUGCAACUAGGUUCUUUUUGGGCUUGGUGGAGGGUGCACUAGGUCCGGCCACUGUCCUCUACAUGUCGACGUUUUACACCAGGACCGAGUUGCAAUUUCGGAUCGCCUUGUUCCUGAGUACGAUUUGCAUAGCAGCCGCGGUGUCCGGAUUGCUGACAUAUGAGAUCAUCAAGCUGGAUGGUCGGUGGGGACAUCCCGGCUGGGCUUGGAUCGAGGGGUUUGUCACCUGUAUAUGUGGUCUAACUGGCUUUUUCAUUCUGCCAUCAAGCAUUGAGAAAGCCAAGCUGCUAACAGAUUGCGAGAAAAACUUCCUUAUCUCGAGACUUCAAGUGGCCUGGAAAGCUGCUCCCAGUUUAACUUCCCCAACCACUCCCAUCCAAAAGUAUCCCGGCAAGUCGACAAAGGCCCAAAUCUGUGACGCUUUCAAAAGCCCCCAUGUGAUCCUUAUGAGUAUAGCACAAUUUGCAUCUACAUCUAACAUCUACAGUGUUGCUUACUUUACACCGACCGUGGUCACUACGUUCGGCUACACACCCACGGCCACUCAACUGUUCUCAAGACUAUCAUACUGGUCAGAUCGAUACCAAUCUCGGAGCCUUGCAGCGGGCUUUAGCGCAACACUUGCGAUCAUCGGUUUCGCCAUCUUUUACGGUUCAAACUCCGACAAGCUGCGGUAUGCUUCCCUGUUUCUGUCGAUACCUGGGGUGUAUGGCGUGAUGCCAAGUCUGGCGGCUUGGACGGCGGAUAACAGCGAGCCUCAUGUGCGCAAAGCGGCCGCCCUCGCCUGCGGGGGAAUGGUGGCAAACAUUGGUGGAUUGUUUAGUAUCUGGAUUUUCACUCUAGGCUUACCGCCAAGAUACGCCCUCCCGACUACAAUCAAUAUAUUCCUCGCGGCGUUGAUUGUAGUUUGCUGUAUCGUCAACGUCAUGUGGCUCAGGUAUGCGGAGAGAAACAAAGUGACGAAAAGAGACGAAAUCCUUCACAAGUUUACUCUGGUCGAUUCGGAUGAGAUUUGCGAUCCCGAAAAGGACAAGAUGUCGAAGGACCCAAGUGACCAGGUGCUAAUAUCUGCCCAAGCGUGGGACCAUCUUGGUGAUAAACACCCAGAUUACAAAUACACAUAUUGA